Meyerozyma guilliermondii ATCC 6260 is the source of this 1737-nucleotide messenger RNA. RefSeq lists its product as uncharacterized. Gene Ontology annotation, molecular function: protein binding; peptidyl-prolyl cis-trans isomerase activity. Bases 1 to 1737 code for a protein of 578 amino acids. The transcript has a single exon. NCBI's taxonomy places the organism in Eukaryota, Fungi, Ascomycota, Pichiomycetes, Serinales, Debaryomycetaceae. The record is from RefSeq and is a predicted model, not a curated record. Gene Ontology annotation, biological process: protein peptidyl-prolyl isomerization.
AUGAAGAGAGAUUUGGAAGAUUCAGAUAGCGACGAUGAAUACAUUGGACCAUCUUUGGAAAAGCACGAAGGAGAGAAAUUUCACGAGAACGACGAAAAAAAGAACGACCCUGUAAAUUCAGACUUGAAAAGGCUGCAAAAAAAGCGUCGUUUCGACACCUUCGAGAACAUAAUACCUCUGCUGGAUCGAAUCACACAUUCAGAGGAUCAAGAUUCGCCUUUAAGGGUCUUGGAAAACUACAGAGGCAACUCUUUAGUAGUUGGAGCAUUCAAAAAUGGCACCGUGAGAUUUUGGCACAAGAACAAGAACCAGCUAGACUUGAUAAAAUCGUAUGUUGCCCACCCUGGAAAGGCUGUUCAUGGGCUCAAUUUGUCUUCUGAUGGAACUCGUGCAGUUUCGAUUGCAGAGGGCGACAUGGUUGCAAAGAUAUAUGAUCUCGUGACUAUGGACAUGAUCCAAUCUGUGAAUUUAGGAUUCGUGCCCAAAAAUAUUUGCUGGUAUGGAGACACUACAAAACGAAAGCUUAUGGUGACCACGCUAUCCAAUGAGGUUUCGAGAGUUGUAUCUGUUGAUCCCGAAGAUGACGUUCAAGUAGAAGUCAAAUCGAUGCAUAAAAGUCGCAUAAAUUACUUGGUCUUCAAUACCAAAUUUCAGUGCUUUAUAUCUCUGGAUGAGAACGGAAUUAUUGAAGUUUGGAACGAGAACGGCAAUAUACCCAGUCUGGUUGGGUUUCAGUAUAAAUCCCAAACAGAUUUAUUUGCUUUGAAAAAAGUAAAAUCUGUGGUUUCUCACCUUGCCGUCUCUCCUAGCGAGAAUUACUUUGCAACUAUAAGUCUUCCUGAUAGUAAGCUCAGAAUCUUUUCCAUGAAGUCUUGCAAGGUUAUACAAGAAAAAAACUGGGUUUCUCCCAUGUUGAAAUUUGACUCGUACAGUCCGACAAUUGUCUUUGGUACAAAUACUCCAAUUUUAGCAUACACCGGUUCCAGAGGAAUUGAAUUUCUAGACAUUGAAAACGGUGCCGUUUUGAAGACUUUGGGAGAGCAGGACCAACGGCUACAAAAUAUAGUGUUCGACAAAUUUGUAUGGUGUUGGGCAUCAGACAUGAGUGGAUUGAGUGCGGAAAUGUUGACUUCAAAUAAUACCUUGCUUAACCAAAAACUAGAAAAGAACCCGGUGGUUGUGGCAUCUGCGAUAAACACAUCUAGGCUCUAUGUCUUUGGACAAACAGGUUCAAAGCUGACCGAACAAAAAUCACCAAAAAAACCGAAUCCUCUGGUUACUCUCCAUACCACCAAAGGCGAUAUAAAGUUGGUUCUUUUUCAAGACAAGGCUCCCAGGACGGUAGAAAACUUUCUUCUGUUGUGUAAGACCAGAUACUACAACCAGAUCAUUUUCCACCGAGUAAUUAAAGGAUUUAUGAUCCAAACCGGCGAUCCUAAAGGUGACGGAACCGGAGGAGAUUCUUCAUUUAGAGGCGAUUUUAACGAUGAAUUCCACCCGGACCUCAGCCACUCACAACCAUACAUGGUUAGCAUGGCCAAUGCUGGCCCAAACACGAACAGAUCCCAAUUUUUCAUCACCACUGUUUCGGCUCCGCAUCUUGAUAAUAAGCAUACUGUUUUCGGACGAGUUGUAGAAGGCAAGGAAGUUGUUCAAGCCAUUGAGAAUGCAAAAACUGACAAGGCGGAUAAGCCCAAGACGCAAAUUGCCAUCGUUUCCACGAGUAUAUAUGAAUAA